Messenger RNA from Conger conger (European conger), 1602 nucleotides. RefSeq names its product MID1 interacting protein 1, like (gene mid1ip1l). Bases 218 to 727 code for a protein of 169 amino acids. The transcript is spliced from 2 exons. Gene Ontology annotation, cellular component: cytosol. Gene Ontology annotation, biological process: regulation of lipid biosynthetic process. Lineage: Eukaryota; Metazoa; Chordata; Actinopteri; Anguilliformes; Congridae. The record is from RefSeq and is a predicted model, not a curated record.
CAGCCGGCUUUCAGAGUAUAAAUAGCACAGGGGCUGGUACUGUGCGAACGCCCAGUUGUUUGAAGCGGCAAGAGCUAAGCACUAGCAGAAUUUACUUCCUCGGUUUAGCGAAGUUAGUGGUUUUCUGGAAUUUCUUUACGAUCCAGGAUUCAUUCAGGUCUUCUAGUAUUCCUGUCCACCCGCUUGCUUUCACAAGGAGCCUCUAGGUGCCGUCGCCAUGAUGCAGCUCUGUUCUGAGUCCAGUAACAAGCACUCCCUCAUCAAUGUGAUGAACCGUUUCAUCGCUGCUGCCAACAACAUGGACGAAACCAUCAUGGUGCCCAGCCUCCUGAAAGACGUACCCCUGGAGGACCGGGAGCCCACGGAGCCGGUGGUCGUCAACAACAACAAUGACGAGGAGUUGUCCUCCAAUGGCAAGCAAAGGGACAUGUACGAGCACUACCUCCUCCUCAAGUCCAUCAAGAACGAUAUGGAGUGGGGCCUGUUCAGGAAGGAGGCAAGCGGUGGGUCCAGCUUUCUGGAGAUGGCCUUCAAGCAGGAGGGGCGGCAGGAACAGGAUGGAGGUGGAAGCGAAGAGGCCCCUGGUGAGGAGACGUGUGAUCUGGAGGGCCAGUUUCACUACCACCUGCGGGGGCUGUUUGGGGUCCUUUCCAAACUCACCGUGCAAGCAGACCACCUCACCAACCGCUACAAGCGGGAGAUUGGCGGUGGGAAUUUCAUUAGGUAGGACUCGGCUCAUUUUUACAGACAUUCUGGGACUAUGGCAAAGUGGUUGGUGGACUGCUGUGAAACUGAAGGGUCUGGUUUUUGGGUUUCUGACCAGGUGGAAAUGACCACACAAAUGAACAGAUGCUAACCUGUCAAAUGCAUGGCACUUCCUGCCUGAGCAGCACAUUUCUAGCAUGCAGAUGCCCACAAAACCUCCUGUUCUCAUUUGAGCAAGGUUAACUUUGGUAGCUGCACAUGGCCAUGCAUCUAGAUUUGGAAUGGUGCUCUUAAAUUUUAGCGGGAGGGUCCCGGCAGUGCCUGGAGAAUUUGGUGCAUCACAAGGACUGAUGUGGAUCCAGUUGGCAGUAAAGUGCUGCAGAUUAUUGAUCGAUCAGUUCUCCUAGGAACCGUGUCUUAACCUGCUCCAGCUUCCAUAAUCUAAUUUGUUGUGUGUUAAAAGAUGUCUAAUUAUUCCAUGCGUUUAAAAUGUCAGCUAAUGUUGCAAUCUGAAGUUUGCGCAUCCGUUUCCAAGCCUGUUUGCUUGGUCAUUCUGUGAAUCAUUUUAGUACAUUAACUCGAUCCCUUCAUUUAAUUUCUUUUUAUAUUAUUUUUAUUUAUUGUCUGAUCCCCUCCAGACGAGAUGUGCCUUCUACACAUUGUUUAAUUUGGGAAGUCUCCUCAGAUCACUUCCUGCUCAGGCCCCACUGAAAUAAGCAUUGCAUCAAAUCCAUCAGAGCCACUACCCAAUCAAAUGCAAGUACCACUACAGUCAACUUUGGGGAACUUGUCUGUUUGUGUUCGGUGACAUUUCUCCUUUCAAUGUUUGUGUCCAUAGUUUUCACAUUUUUAUAUAAUGGUCAUGUGUAUAUGAAUAAAGCGUUUCAAUUCCUUGUA